AUCGCCGACAUCAGCCAAAUCCGUGGAGUACUCCAGCAAGCCAUCACUUUCAGAACUUUAAAUCUCGUAUCCAUACCGCGGCGAAAACUUCAGCAUGGGUGUCGCCAAACGGACCAGAAAAUUCGCUACUGUCAAGCGCAUGAUCGGCCGGAACGAUGACCGGCGCAAGGAAGAGGCUGUGAAGAAGGCCCAACUGGAGCUAAAGAAGAAGGAGAAGGAAGCAGUCCGGGAGGUGCCUCAGAUGCCUUCUUCAAUGUUUUUCGAGCACAAUACAGCCUUGGUGCCGCCUUAUCAAGUACUAGUGGACACCAAUUUUCUUUCAAGGACGGUGGGAGCCAAGCUGCCGUUGUUGGAGACCGCAAUGGACUGCCUCUACGCCUCAUGUAAUAUCAUCAUCACGUCCUGUGUUAUGGCCGAGUUGGAAAAGCUGGGUCCCAAGUACCGCAUUGCGUUGAUGAUUGCCCGGGAUGAAAGGUGGACGCGCCUUACCUGUGACCACAAGGGCACCUAUGCCGACGAUUGCAUUGUGGACCGGAUCCAAAAACACCGCAUUUACAUUGUCGCCACAAACGAUCGUGAUUUGAAGAGGAGAAUCCGCAAGGUUCCUGGCGUGCCUAUCAUGUCUUGUGCUAAGGGGAAGUACGUCAUUGAGAGACUUCCUGGCGCGCCCGCCACUUGAGAGUUUUGCACCGUUCUGGGUCUUAACUUUACGGAUUUUGGACGACUGCGACGUACAAGGGGCAUGCCGAUGGACCGGCAUACCUGGAUCACUGCAAGAUGCGGGAGUUAAGGCGCCCGCGCAUUUAUGGGGGCCGCCUUGAUACCGUAUCAUGCUGGACCGCCCGAACUUCGCCCCGGUGAUUCCUCCGUCGUUUGAGAGCGAGACAGGGAAGACACCUUACCGGGUACCCGUCCCGGUGUUACAUGGAUCCCGCUAGGGACGUUAGUUUAAGCACGCUGCCAGCAUCUCCACGGAGAUGCCUCCUUUCAAAGCUUCAUGCUGGAAUGAGACGGCACGCCUGGUAUUUUACAUGUACCUAGUGUGAGAUCUGGAACACCAGACUCUAAAUAGACGGCGGGCUUAAUAAGUAUAACCACAGGCCCGGGACGCUGGCGGCGUUUAUUUAGUGCCUUCCGCCGCUCUGGGUUUACUUCUCUUCUCCACG
Messenger RNA from Canariomyces notabilis, 1166 nucleotides. Its product is annotated as Fcf1-domain-containing protein. Gene Ontology annotation, cellular component: small-subunit processome; nucleolus. The transcript is spliced from 10 exons. Bases 95 to 679 code for a protein of 194 amino acids. Lineage: Eukaryota; Fungi; Ascomycota; Sordariomycetes; Sordariales; Chaetomiaceae. The record is from RefSeq and is a predicted model, not a curated record.